Molecule: messenger RNA, 3676 nt
Organism: Aspergillus steynii IBT 23096
Lineage: Eukaryota; Fungi; Ascomycota; Eurotiomycetes; Eurotiales; Aspergillaceae
Product: GARP complex component
Exons: 3
Coding region: 199-3480 (1093 amino acids)
Biological process (GO): retrograde transport, endosome to Golgi; Golgi to vacuole transport
Cellular component (GO): GARP complex
Molecular function (GO): syntaxin binding
Source: RefSeq, a predicted model, not a curated record
AUCUCCCUCUGCUCUUUGUCUUUCGCCCUCUCCAUUCGACCCCGCCGUCCCCAAGCUGUGGUGGACAAAACCAUUGGUCGCUCGGUGCUGUGCCGGCUGGUCUCGAAACAUUACAGCUUGUCCUCUUGUCAUGUUUAGAUAACGUGUUCCCCAAAAUAGCACGGUGGCUGUCGGAGUCGCCAAUUCGGCAUCAGCGAGAUGUCCUCUGUGAGCCCACGGAAAUCGAUUGACAGUAUAGCCUCGGGGGCGUCGACACCGUCUUUAUCGCAGCAGUCGUUCAAUCCGAUCGAGUCUCCCCGCUUCCCUCAAAGAUACCCCCUGAGACGAGGGUCGACCGCCAGUUCCGUCGCAAGCAUUGGAGGGAUCCUGGAUUCUUCUUCGCGUCAUGGGUCGAUAGCGGAAUCAGGUCAAAAUGCUAUCUCUACUCUUCUCCAGCCUCCGAUCGUCCGCACCGGACUGCUCCCUCAUACAGCAGUAGCCUCGUCCGGAUACAAGCCUCCGAGCUCCCGCGAUAUACCACCAGUUACUCUGACGAAUAUCCCUCAUGUGGACAGCAAGGCUUUCGCUCCGUACUUGUCGCAAGUCGGGUCAUUGUACGAUGUGUUUCAACAGGCCAAGGAGGGGUCUGGCGACCAGGAGUCGCAGUUAGCGCGUGGAGGCGGCAAGGCCUCCCCCAAACCGGAUGAAUUCGAGUCAUUAAUUUCGCGAUCUCAAGAGCGACGGGCGUCUGGGGUUUCAACUACUUCCCGCGCAAGUUCGCCUUACGACACAAGGGGGCGGAGACGGUCUUUCGCUGGCCGAGGUCGUGGUCAUGCUAUCACCCCAUUGUCGACGAUUCCUCCGGUAUACUUUGAGGAUGACUUCCAUCUGGAAAACCCUCGCACGUUUGACGUGGUCUCGGAAAAGUCCGAAGUCGUUACACCACCGAAGACUCCAAGCAAGGACGAUAGACCGGACAUUCCAAUUGUGGCGGAGCCUCCCAAAACUGGGAGAAAGGCACUGGCUACCAAUGCGAUCCUACAGGAAAAGCUGUCGUGGUACAUGGAUACUGUGGAAAUCCACCUUAUCUCAUCAAUCUCAACUGCGUCCAAAUCGUUCUUCACUGCUCUAGGAUCCCUGCGUGAACUGCAUUCAGAGGCUGCUGACUCGGUGAAACGGAUCCAAGUUCUGCGAAAAGAUCUCCAGAAAAUUGACCGUGAAAUGGCCCUCGGUGGACUGAAGAUCGUUAAUCUACGACGCCGACGAGAGAACGUCAGAAUGCUCGCCGAUGCCGUAUCCCAACUUCGGGAUGUCGUGCAAUCUGUGUCCCGCUGUGAAGAAUUGGUUGAGAACGGGGAGAUCGAACAGGCCGCAGAUGGCCUUGAAGAAGUGGAGAGGCUAAUGUCUGGAGAUUUUGUCGUCGAACGUUCUUCUGAAGACGAUGAGACGGGAGAACAGCCCAGAAAGGCCAUCGACCUAAGAAGACUAAAAGCCCUUGAGGGAGCAUCUGAAGACCUGGGACAGUUGAGGUACCGGAUUGGUAGUGGAUACGAAACCCGCUUCUUGAGUGACCUUCUUGGUGAUUUGAGGCAACAUGUCGAAAACGCACCCUUAGACUCGACCCUCCAGCGUUGGGGUGCCUCGUUUCAGCGGCAACGUGGCGCCCAGCGAUCUGCUGCCACGACUUCCCCAGCCUACAUGUCCUUUGAUGAUGAGCUGAGGUCGAGAUUGCGCCUGCACCUCACUGGGCUUGCGCGUGCACAUCACACGACUCCCGCAGCCACCUCUUUCAAGACUGCGGUUCUACGCGAGAUGAAAAGUCUGAUUCGGAAACACAUGCCCAGCUCCAGUGACGAUGAUAACGAAUCGAUGGUGUCAGUUUCCACUCAUAGAUCGCAGGGGCUAAGCCAGCAAGAAAAAUCAUCGAUACUUGCUCGCAAUCUCCGCGCCAUGGAUGCGGAGGAUGCUUACAACAUGGUUGCGCAGAUUUAUAUGGGUAUUAGCGAAUCAUUACGGAGACUGAGCGUCCAAGUCAAGGUGCUUCUUGAUAUCGCAAGUGGACUGGGAAAUCCGCCAACUCCAACCAUCAAAUCUUCGCCUCGCAGCCCCGCCCGAAAGUCGACAGAUAGUUCCGAGAACUUGAAACCCAACCCACGGUUAGAAGCAACAGUUGUCGCGCAGGAUGAGAUCCUGCAGGUCCUGGAUAUGUCCAGCCUCCUAGGCCAGGCGGUUGAUAUUGCUCAGUCGCAAAUAAACAAGGUUCUGAAGGUGCGGUCUGAGCAGACUUCUCAACUACCCAAGGAAGACUUUCUCAAGUACUUUACCCUCAAUCGUCUUUUCGCCGAUGAGUGCGAAGCUAUUUCCGGGCGAGGCGGUACUGCCUUGAAGACAUUGGUCGGUAACCAGAUCAAAGACUACAUCAAUCGGUUCGGUGAUACACAACGCCAUCGCAUUGUUGAAGUGAUGGAUGCGGACCGAUGGGACGCCAAAGACUUCGGGGAUUCCGAGAAUGCCGUCUUGAAGCGGAUUCUGGAUGCGAGCACCAAAGACAUCGAGGCCUGGGUGGAGGUUUCCAAAAUUUGGCUGCCACCGACGGAUGGCAACGAGAAGUCGGAUGCAGCCGCUGUCAAUGGCUCCGGAAAGGACAAAGUUAGAAGUGCCGUUAUUGAUGAACAGAAGUACAUUCUCUCAGAAUGUGCCAUGGCCAUGAUGAAGAGUAUUGAGGAGUUCCAGUUCCUCAUGGCAAAUAUCCCUAGUAUGAUCCAGGACAUUGCUCCUGGUCUUUUAGAGACGUUGAAACUGUUCAACUCGCGAUCCUCCCAGCUGAUUCUCGGAGCCGGGGCCACUAGAAGCGCUGGCCUAAAGAAUAUUACCACGAAGCAUCUCGCCCUUUCUUCCCAAGCCCUGAGUUUCAUCAUUGCGUUGGUACCAUACAUUCGAGAAUUCGUUCGUCGUCAUGCUCCAAGCAGCCCGUUAAUGGGCGAGUUCGAUAAGGUGAAGCGGUUGUACCAGGAGCACCAGUCUGGCAUCCACGAGAAGCUGGUCGACAUUAUGAGCUCUCGAUCUGUCAUCCAUGUUAAUGCCAUGAAAAAGAUCGAUUGGAAUGCCGUCACCAACGGCAACACCGUCAGCCCGUACAUGGAAACCUUGGCCAAAGAGACUGGAACUCUGCAUCGCGUUUUGAGCAAGCAUUUACCGGACAUGACCGUUUCCAUGAUCAUGGACCCCGUCUUUAAUAGUUACCGAGAGCAGUGGACCAAGGCCUUUGAAGAAGUAACCAUCAGCUCGGAAAGUGGAAAACAAAGAUUGCAACGCGAUGCGGAAUAUUUCCAAUCGAAACUCAGCAAAAUAGACGGGUUUGGGAACCUGGGCGAGCGUCUGCUCGAAUUGGUCAAGCAAAAGAGCAUCGCGACAGAGGCACAGGAACAGCCAUCCACCGAGGCUGAUACAGCGAAGGGCUCCCCUAAAACCAGCGAAGACACCAAGACUUCCCCAGCGUGAUUAACACCCUAUAAUUAUCCUACAUACUCGGCGGUGGUCAUAUGGAAGACUUGACCUGCAUAUUAUGUACAUUUUGCGGUGUUCCCUGUCCACCAUCCAGGGGACUGUACAGUGUUUUUUUCAGUGCGACCGCAACCUCCCUUAUUCUUUAUAUACCGCGUCGCAUCUAGCUUUACCUUCUAUAGAAUAAUUUGGC